Molecule: messenger RNA, 1223 nt
Organism: Neoarius graeffei (lesser salmon catfish)
Lineage: Eukaryota; Metazoa; Chordata; Actinopteri; Siluriformes; Ariidae
Gene: tprg1l
Product: tumor protein p63 regulated 1-like
Exons: 6
Coding region: 148-1005 (285 amino acids)
Cellular component (GO): cytoplasm
Source: RefSeq, a predicted model, not a curated record
UUUAAGAGUGGAGCAUGUGGGUGUUUCCUCACUAAACACAACAGGCUUCUGCAGAGCGCCUUCUGCUUUCUCCUGCACAGAAAAAUAACCGCUGAAUUGAGCGAAGUGAAGUUAAUAUUGCUGUUUGAUCUAAAAGUUGAGAAUAAUAUGCUUCAGCUGAAUGACACAGUGGAGCCGGAGAGUCCAGGGGCUGCGAUUCUGCCCGCCGCCGGGGUUGAAGACGCGCUCGACGGGCUGGAGGUGGCGUUCAGUCCGGGGCCAGAGGCCCAACCUGUCCUCGGCUUCGGAGCUGCUGUAGCCUGCUGUUCUCCGCUCCAGAAACUCACACCUUUUCACGUCCACAACCCAACCAUCCGUGCAAAAGUGAAGGAUUACUUCGUGUUUAGGCCAGGAACCAUAGAGCAGGCGGUAAACGAUAUCCGCACAGUGGCUUUGCCUUCAGAAGAUGGCGAGGUUCUGAGUGUGUGGCUCUUAGCAGAAGUUGAUCACUGGAACAAUGAAAAGGAGAGACUGGUGCUCAUCACCGAGAGGUCCCUUCUGGUUUGCAAAUACGAUUUUAUAAACUUGCUGUGUCAGCAGGUCAUCAGAAUUUCCUUAAACGCAGUGGACACCAUUUCAGUCGGAGAGUUUGAGUUUCCACCAAAAUCUCUGAAUAAGAGAGAGGGCAGUGGCGUUCGUGUGCAUUGGGAUAAACGGCCAAGGCCUUCUUUCCUAAACCGCUGGAACCCCUGGUCCACUGAGAUGCCCUAUGCAACCUUCACAGAGCAUCCCAUGGCACAUGCUGAUGAAAAGGUGGCUUCCCUUUGCCAGCUGGAGAACUUUAAAGUUCAGCUGAUCCAGGCAGUAAAGAGAGCCCAUAAGGAGUUUCCCAUCCCGGGUCGGUCUAACGGGGUGCUGCUGCUGGAGCGGCCGCUGCUCAUCGAGACCUACCUGGGCAUCAUGUCCUUCAUCAACAACGAGGCCAAACUGGGCUACUCCAUGACCAGAGGCAAAAUCGGCUUCUAGUUCGUCACCACUAACCCGCAUCGUUGCACUUAAAUAUGUCGAGCUCCAUGAAUCCCUUUUGUGUUGCUUGCUGGAUUUCAGUGGGGUAUGAAGCGUGCCCCUGUUCCCACCACCAAUGUGACUCGCUGGCUCCUCAGCAUGUGCCUGAAAACAUCCAAUGCCAACAUCGAUGCCUCUUUACUGGGCUUGUGCCAUCCUGCUUUUUUUUUUUUUUUUUU